Messenger RNA from Penicillium brevicompactum, 3741 nucleotides. Its product is annotated as bifunctional urea carboxylase/allophanate hydrolase. Gene Ontology annotation, molecular function: metal ion binding; ATP binding. Bases 1 to 3741 code for a protein of 1246 amino acids. The transcript is spliced from 15 exons. The record is from RefSeq and is a predicted model, not a curated record. NCBI's taxonomy places the organism in Eukaryota, Fungi, Ascomycota, Eurotiomycetes, Eurotiales, Aspergillaceae.
AUGGAGAAAUUAAAGACUUUGCUAAUUGCGAAUCGAGGCGAAAUUGCAGUUCGUAUCAUCAUAACAGCGAAACAACUCGAUAUUCGCACAAUCGCUAUCUAUACCGCCGCCGACGCGACUUCACAACAUGUUUUGGCCGCCGAUGAAGCGGUUUUGCUACCAGGGGACGAUUCCACUGCAUACAUAAACGGAGCAGCGAUUAUAGAAAUUGCUCGUUCUCGUGAAGUUGAUGCCAUUAUUCCCGGUUAUGGCUUCUUGUCCGAAAACGUGGAGUUUGCCGAAGCCAUAGCCAUUGCGGGGAUGGUUUUUGUGGGUCCACGGGCUGAAGCCAUUGAAACAUUUGGCUUGAAGCAUAGAGCCCGCGAAAUAGCCACUGCAGCCGGUGUGCCAAUUGUACCAGGGACACAGGGCUUGAUUGUAUCUGAGGAAGAUGCAGUCAAAGCUGCUGAUGAAUUGGGCUAUCCAGUCAUGCUGAAAGCUACCGGUGGUGGAGGUGGCAUGGGUUUGACAAUAUGCAAAUCCGUGGAAGAAGUUCGACAAUCCCUAAUACAGGUUCGUUCGAGGGGCGAGACUUUAUUCAAAAACGCAGGAGUCUUUAUGGAGCGCUACUACCCGGAAAGCCACCACAUUGAGGUACAAGUAUUUGGAAAUGGUCAGGGAGAUGCAAUCCACAUCGGAGAGCGAGAAUGCUCCAUUCAACGCCGUCAUCAGAAAGUGAUAGAGGAGUGCCCAAGUCCGUUCGUCGAAAAACACCCUGGCCUCCGAGAAAGGCUCACCUCUGCAGCUGUUGCCCUGACCAAAUCUAUCCGCUACGGCUCAGCGGGAACGGUUGAAUACCUUGUGGAUGAUCUAUCGGGAGAUUUCUUUUUCCUUGAGAUGAACACCCGUUUGCAAGUGGAGCAUGGCAUCACUGAGCUCUGCUACGGUAUUGAUAUCGUGAGACUGAUGCUUGAACAAGCCGAUCGUGAGUUGUGUGGACUCCAUGGUCUGGAGAAAGAUUACUUGCAGUCUCUGCAACCUUUCAAACCCUCGGGAUGUGCCAUUGAAGCUCGUGUGUACGCCGAGAAUCCUGCUCGCAAUUACUCGCCUUCCCCGGGACUCCUACAGCUCGUUGAAUGGAACGAAGUGGAAGGCACGAGGAUUGAUACAUGGGUGGCUACCGGAACACGAAUCUCUACAUAUUAUGACCCGAUGAUCGCAAAGGUCAUGGUGCAUGCCUCCGAUCGCACAACUACAAUCCAAAAAUUGGGCAAUGUCCUCUCCAAAUCGAUUAUUUGCGGUCCUCCAACGAAUUUGGAUUUCCUGCACGCUAUUCUCGAAUCUCGCACAUUCCGUGCAGGACAUACGUUGACCAACUUCCUGAAUAAUUUCAAAUUUUCACCCUCUGCCAUCGAUGUCAUUUCUCCGGGUGUCUACACCACUGUGCAGGACAACCCGGGCCGCCCCACCGCCGGGAGAGGAAUUCCCCAGGCGGGACCAAUGGAUCCGCUGGCAUUUCAAGUUGCAAACAUUUUGGCCGGAAACCCUUCCAAUACAGAAGGCCUGGAGAUAACAUUGAGAGGACCGGAGCUACGCUUCUUGGCUGCUGCAUGCGUCUCAAUCUGCGGUGCUCCAAUGGGAGUGCAGAUUGAUGGUGUUGAUGCUCCGAUGUGGUCGCGAAUCUACAUAGAACCUGGUCAAACAUUAUCCAUUGGAAAGCUGAGUGAAUCUGGAGGAUGUCGAGCAUACCUCGCUGUCCGCGGAGGAUUCCCAGCAAUCGCACCGUACUUCGGUUCCAAAUCUACUUCCCCGCUCCUCGGUAUUGGUGGAUAUCAAGGCAGGGCACUUGCUCCUGGCGACAUGCUCGCAAUUGAGAAGAUUGAUGCUACCGAGCCUCGCCAAGUGCUGUCAUUACCUGCUCACCUCCGUCCUGUGUACUCUUCUCAUUGGGAUAUCUACGCCAUGGUGGGUCCUUACGACGAAGGAUAUAUCGUAGGCGAAGAUAUAGACAUGAUAUAUGACACAAUGUGGAAGGUGUCCCAUAAUGCUACCAGAGGUGGCAUUCGUCUUGUCGGGCCGGCGCCAAGAUUCGCCCGAGAAGAUGGCGGCGAGGGUGGCCAACACCCAAGCAACGUGAUCGAAUAUGGGUAUCCUAAUGGUACAUUGAACUGGACCGGAGAUAGUCCAUGUAUCUUCCCCGUCGAUGCACCUGACUUGGGAGGCUUCAUCUCAUCCACUACGAUCGUAACUGGUCACCUAUGGCGCAUGGGGCAAUUAAAGUCCGGAGACACAAUCCAAUACCACCGAGUCUCUUUAGAUGAUGCUCUGAACAUUCGUGCGGAGAUGGAGAGAUUCUUGACCGACCUGUCAGCCUUUGCGAUCGGCCAAUGCAAGUCUGAUACUAUUGUGCCACUCUCAGAUUCUACACUACCGCAAUCGACCAUCUCCGGGACAUGGGGAAAAGCUUUCAUAUCAUCAAGCAAGCUGGUUGGAUCUGAGGAUAUCAUCACGUUCAGACAGGGUGGAGAUGACUUCCUCCUGGUGGAGUUUGGUGAUGGAAAAUUUAAUCUUAAUCAUCGCUGCCGGGUUUCUGCCUUGGAGCAGGCCUUCGAGAAAUCGCGAGCCUCAGAUGAAGCGUUGAACGGGAACAUCUAUAAGACGACUGGAUGCUGCAACUCCCUUCUCAUUCACUACAACGGAUUGAAGCUACGUCGUGACUACCUGAUUGACCUGCUGAUAUCGUUGCAAAACGAAACUGGCGACCUCCGCAGCUCAAAGGUUCCAAGUCGAAAGUUCUCUCUGCCAAUUUGUUUCGAAAGUCCAGCUCAGCAGGAGGCGAUCCAGCGCUAUACCGAAACACAAAGACCAUACGCCCCAUACCUGCCCAGUAACAUGGAUUUCGUGGCGAAGAUUAACGGAAUCACUUUUGAAGAACUGCUGAAUAUUUUCCUAUCGGUCGAGUUCAUGGCCAUUUGUGUUGGCUUCUUCUGUGGUGACACAAUCUGCCUGCCUAUUGAUCCCCGGUAUCGCAUAACAUGCCCCAAACAGAACCCGAGCCGAGUCUACACCCCAGAAGGAAGUGUCAGUUGGGGUGGAUCAUGCAUGAAUAUCUAUCCCGUUGAUUCCCCAGGAGGCUACCAGAUGACCGGUCAAACAAUCCCUUGCUUUGAUCAACUUGGUGUAAAGCCAGGUUUCUCAUCGAACAAGGCAGGCUUGUUCCGCGACUUCGACCAGAUCACUUUCUACCGAGUAGAAAAAGAGGAGUUGGAACGCGACUUGGCUUUGUUCCGGUCCGGGUGUUACAAUUUCAAGUACGAAGAUGUUAUGUUUGAUAUGACAGCUCACAAUCAUCUCCUCGAGGAAACCAAAGAUGAAGUGGCGGCUUUCAAGUCUCGCCAGGCCACAGCACAGGUUGAAAUGUUAGCAUUGGAAAAAGAGUCUAUGGAUAGGUGGCUAUCCGAGAAAGAGAAAAACGAGGUCCCUGCGGAUCAAAUUUCUCUUUUGAGAGAAGACCCCGAUAUCCUCACUGUAUAUGCCCCUCUCGAUGCCAACGUGUGGAAGGUUACUGUUACAGAUGGUGAUGUUGUCUCUGCCACUCAAGCUGUUGCUAUUCUCGAAGCAAUGAAGAUGGAAGUCUCCAUCUCGUACCUUGGAGACAAAAAGGAUGACGGCGACAAGCAAUACAAGGUUGAGAAGGUACUCGUUCAACCUGGUGACAUUGUCCGGGCAGGCGACGCAGUUGUAUUUUUAAGAGAUGUUUAA